UCCUAUUUUUUGGGUAACUGAAAGCAGAGUGCUAAAAUCAUGGCAGCUGGUAAACCAUUACAUGAUCUAGCUGAGGAUUUAUUGUGUUCAAUUUGUCUGGAUUUGUUUAAAGAGCCUGUAGUGCUGGAAUGUGGACACAGUUUUUGUAAGUCCUGCAUAGAUAAAGCCUGGGACAGUGAGAAAAAUUCUUCCUGUCCUGAAUGCAGAGAGGCAUUGCCAUCUAAAAUGUACACAGUGAACAGGCAGUUAUGCAAAGUUGUAGAGAGUAGCCAGAAGUUCUGGCAGUAUGAUAAAGAAGAAAUACCAAACCAGGAUCAAAAAAGUCACUACCUGCUUGGGUUGCAUGAGUGCACAGAGCACAACGAGGCAUUGAAAGUGUUUUGUCAAGACGAUGGAUGUCCUGUAUGUGUCAUCUGUAUGAUAUCGUCUACACAUAAAGGGCAUACAUUCCUACCCAUACUGGAAGCAGUCAGCAUAUUUCAGGACAAGCUGAAAAAUACUGUAUCUUCUCUAGAAGUGAAAAUGAAACAUCUUAAAGAGUAUCAAAGCAAUCAGGAACAGAACAUCUCUGGUAUUAAGGAUGAAGCUCAGAGCUUGGAGCCGCACAUUACAUCAGAAUUUGCCAAGCUGCGACAGUUUCUCCAGGACAAGGAACAAAAGCUGGUCCAGCAGCUCAAGGAUGAAGCUGCAGGAAUUCUGGAAAAGAUGACAGAAAACUUAGAUAAUAUUGAAGAAAUGAACAAGGCUAUUCAGGAUGAUAAAUCCAACAUUGAAUCAAUAUUGCAGCAGAAAGACCCUGUGCUUUUUUUCAGAGGCAUCACAGAUGAAAUAAAAAGCGUCAUGAAAAGACUAGAAGAAGAAGAAGAGAAGGAAGACAUACAAAAGAAAAAGAGGAAAGGUGUAUUUAAUGGUGAACUGGUUCCUGGCAGCCUAAGUCUCGGGGUAUACAGAGGCCCCCUGCAGUACAGCAUUUGGAAAGAAAUGCUGUCUGUAAUCAACCCAGGCCUGUCUCAUCUGACCUUGGAUCCUAACACGGCACAUCCUUGGCUCUCUCUCUGUAAAGACCUUACCGGUGUGGCGCACAGUGUUGCUAAACUACAUCUCCCUGACAACCCUAAAAGAUAUGAUACACGUCACUCUGUGCUGGGAUCACAGGGCUUCACAUCAGGAAGGCAUUACUGGGAAGUGGAGGUGGGGUGCAAGCCUGACUGGGAGUUAGGUGUUACCAAAGAGUCCAGCAACAGGAAGGGGAUAGUUGCAAUGAGACCAAAGGAUGGAUAUUGGGUAAUAUAUCUGUCAAACAAGAUGUACUGGUCUGUGGAUUUGUCAGUCCCGCUUCUUGGACUAAGUAUGAAACCACAAAAGAUCGGAGUGUACCUGGACUAUGAGGGAGGUCAGGUGUCAUUUUACAAUGCAGGUAACAUGUCCCACAUCUACACCUUUUCUGAUGCUUUCACAGAGGGACUUUACCCUUAUUUUUGGCUUGGAUCUUAUUCAAAACCACUAAAACUAUUUCACCUAAAACUGUAAUGAUGAUUUGCAUAUACUAAUGUUUAUUACCAAGGAAAUUACUGAUGUAACCAAAUGUCUAUAAAAUACAUUUUAGUCACUGUAUAACAAAGUAAACACAUACCUAUUUCAGAAUUGCUAUAGUGAUGCCAUGUGCACAGCAGAAGUAUAUUUAGAAGUGAGAGUUAUUAGUGGAUAAUUAAACAGUUGUAUGAAACUCAUUCCUUGUACUGCACUCCAAAUACACAAGUAUUAUUUACUCCGGGGGGGGGGGGUAAAACAACCUUUUUGCAUGAUUCCUAAUAGAAAAUUGCAUUCCCUGCAAGUAAAGGUUUAAGCAUUAUACACACCACUGCAUAUGGAAAUUAUUGCUUCCAAAAAAUGACAUGGUCAAAGUCAUGCCACUUAAGUCAUACAUAUGCAAUAUCUGCUUGUGGAGCCAUUUCUUUGGGAAAAGCAUCAUGGUUAAACUUAUAAGAGAGCAUUUGAAUGAUGUACAUAAGAAAGAAAGUAAAAAAAACAAUUACCAGGACAUAUGUAGUCACACAUUUCUACUCGGUAAUCCUUGGUACCUUUGGAAAGUUGAAACUGUAGUACUUUACCUAGAUAUCAGUUAAUGUUUGCUCUGAAUUUUCUCCAACAUUCUAGACUUUUAAAUUUGAUAAAAAGCUACAGUCCCCUGUUUAAUUAAUGCCUUACUAAAUGUUAUUGUUGUAACCUAUUAUAAUUGCUUAUUCAGCUUAAGAAGAAUGUCUUAUAACUUCUGUUACCUAAGUUUUGAUUAUCUGGAACUUAAUUACUUCUUGUAUCUUACAAGUAAAGUGCCAAACAAAAAUAAAGCAUUAUGGCUC
Molecule: messenger RNA, 2360 nt
Organism: Protopterus annectens (West African lungfish)
Lineage: Eukaryota; Metazoa; Chordata; Ceratodontiformes; Protopteridae
Product: zinc-binding protein A33-like
Exons: 6
Coding region: 40-1530 (496 amino acids)
Biological process (GO): protein ubiquitination
Molecular function (GO): protein binding; ubiquitin-protein transferase activity; zinc ion binding
Source: RefSeq, a predicted model, not a curated record